AUGAUGGUUCCUUCUCAUUUCCAAGUCGCUCUCCACUUCCUUCUUCUCUUUCUAUCCUUGAACGCAAAUGCCUUUCUGUCCCAUGAAACAUCACGACCAACAAGAUCGAUAUCAUCCAUCACCACGACCCAUCAUCCUAAUAGUCUCACCAUCACUGCAUUGAACCUUCAAAGGUCAACGGUACGAGAGGCCAUUGACUGGUUUCAACAAGAACCAUUGGAAACGCUGUUACCCAAAGCCGAUGCACUGCAAAUAUUGGAUGAACUAGUGUGUAAUGAAACUUUGAUUGAUGACAGUGAAGCGCUGGUGGAAAAAAAUUGGGCCAAGAUUGAAUCCCGAAUUCAAGAUGAAAAUCGAUCGCCCAAGGAACUCCUUGGAGAAGAAACCUGUGAUCGCUUGCUGAAGUCAGUUGCCAAUGCUGAUAUAUAUGACAACGAAGCCGUCCGUGCCUUUUUGAGCAGUGAUGCAAUUAACACUUUGUUUGCCAAGAUUCUAUACGACGGUAUCUAUGAAUUCUUUCAGACGAUUGAUGUCUUUGGCAAUCUGAUUUCCAAUUUGCCCAUUAUUGGUCCCAUUCGCAAUCAAAUCCGCGACGAAACCAAGCGAAAUUUGGACCGUACUCUUGGUCCACUAGUCCAAGGCUUUCUUCGGAGCUACACCAAGGUUGCGGUCUUGCAGGCUAGUGAUUUCAUCAUGUCUCCGAGCAAUAAGAAAUCCUUUGGAAAUGCCAAUGUGCGUCUGGUAUCGAGUAUCUUGGAUCGUCCCAUUAGUUCGCUAUUGCCUCCACCCGAAAUGGCAGCAGGGCUACGAAAGGAUCUCUUUGAUUACGUCCGAACUGUCAAGGUGGAAGAUCUGGAACAAUAUGCCGAUUUUGUCUAUGAUUAUUUGGGGGACAAGAGUUUGAAUCGUUUGGUCAAUGUCAAUCGGAUCUUGGAUUCCUCGCCUACCCUUGACGCUACAGUGGAACGAGUUGUUCGCCGGGCAUUUGUAAAUGCACUUACGGAAGAGUCGUCAUGA
Molecule: messenger RNA, 1017 nt
Organism: Cylindrotheca closterium
Lineage: Eukaryota; Bacillariophyta; Bacillariophyceae; Bacillariales; Bacillariaceae
Source: the annotation of a GenBank genome assembly